GAAAGUCACAAGCCGUCCAUCACUGCGCGGUGCACAAAGCGCCAGGAGCGAACUGGUCGUUGCCUGUGAGCUUUAGCGAAAAACCCUGAUUUGCUUGGAAAGUAACACAAUUCAAGGGCCGCCUUGCAUAAAAGUGUACUUGCUCUAUGAUCUGAUGCCACAAAUGUAGCAGCACUCAGAGUGAGCUUAAUUCCCAUUGCAGACUGAUGCGACUGGGAAUGAAAAACAACUCUACCGACCGCCUGGCAUUCAUCCGAGGGACCCGCAAGCGACGUGCUGCGGCAUCAGGACGGUCGGGCUCGGGUUAAACCAGUGGCGGCGCUCCUUAUAGCAGAUAAUCGUUCCACUGGAUCUUUAUUUUUUAAUUGCUCGCUACUGUUACUCAGGACUUCAAAACUUCACUGUUGUUUUCUUCCCCACUACAUCAGUGGAGAUUGAAAAAGUUUUAUGUAGGUGACCUAAAUACAGAAGAGGGACGAAGGAGCACAAUCAAGAUUUCGGGCUUGCUGGUAACAAAACCUCGAAAGGGUCACCUCAACCACUGUGUUAACAAGUUGUCUGGUCUUUGGGACUGAAGUUCUUCCUAAAAAACAAUCAGCCCUCCAUCCAGGUCAGUGAGGUCUUUUCUUCAGGCUACAGUGGACAAAUUGCUGAUCAAAGAUGUCUACUACGUCUCCCACUCACGCUGCGUCCCAGACCAAGGUCUUCUACAGCCAGACCACCCAGACGGACGUGCACAAGCCACUUCUCGGCAGCCCAGGCUCUCAAGGCUCGAAUACCACAGCAGCCCUGCGACGUAGAAGACGUGUCCUAUCUAAAGAUGGCAGGAGCAACGUUCGUAUUAAUCACAUCAGCGGCCGCGGUGCCCUCUACUUGCGGGAUCUGUGGACAACUUUUCUAGACAUGCAGUGGCGUUACAAGUUUUUCUUCUUCUCCGCAACAUUUGUAGGCACCUGGUUCCUGUUUGGGGUUUUGUGGUACCUGGUGGCUCUGGUACAUGGAGACUUGUUGGAAUUUGAUCCACCUUCCAAUCAUACUCCUUGCGUCAUGCAGGUGCAGACCUUGACUGCGGCCUUCCUCUUUUCCCUGGAAUCUCAGACCACAAUUGGUUAUGGCUUUCGCUGUAUCACAGAGGAGUGCCCGGUUGCCAUUCUUCUUCUCAUCAUUCAGCUGGUGAUUACAAUGGUGCUAGAAAUCUUCAUUACAGGUACCUUUCUAGCAAAACUGGCCAGGCCAAAAAAGCGCGGAGAGACUGUGAAAUUCAGUCACCAUGCCGUUAUCUGCAGCUACGAGGGACGACCUUCACUUAUGAUUCGUGUGGCCAACAUGAGAAAGAGCCUGCUUAUUGGCUGCCAGGUGACAGGCAAACUGCUUCAGACCUCACUUACUAAAGAAGGCGAGACCAUAAGGUUGGACCAACGCAAUGUAUCCUUCCAGGUGGACACAGCCAGUGACAGUCCCUUCCUCAUUCUGCCACUGACUUUCUACCAUGUCAUCGACAACGAAAGCCCCUUUCGAGCCUGGGUUGACAAAGGAGGAGGUUGGACAGAUCCAGAACUCACUGACUUUGAACUCCUAGUUAUCCUCAGUGCCACCGUGGAGCCCACCAGUGCCACCUGCCAAGUGCGUACCUCCUAUCUCCCGGACGAAAUCCUUUGGGGUUAUGAGUUCCCGCCCGUCGUCUCCCUCUCUCCAUCUGGCAAAUAUGUAGCUGACUUUUCUUUUUUUGACAAAGUGGCUAAGUCUCCGAACCCACCAGUUUUCAAGAAAGCUCCACCAAACACUCCCAGUCCUACUCAUCACAGCCAUGGUGGCCAUCAUUAUGUUCCCUCCUCAUGCAGCGAGACCACCAGUUCAGAGAAGAUGAGACUGGAGCAGAGCUACAGGGAGAGAUCAACCAGCGAUGACCGGGAGAGAACCAGGGUUCGAGACAGCAGCCCACUGAGUGUCAGGAUCAGUAACGUGUAGUCUGGAACACAAGCUUCAAAGCAGACUUCAGAACUGGGAGAGGAUAGCCUGAACCUACUUGUGUGCACGCACAUGCGUCCUUACACACGAGUGCGGGGAUGCCUGCACUAGCACGCAUGCGGGUAGAAUACAAGCCCUCCUUUACCCACAACACACCUUCUAACCAGCAUCAUAGGCCCCCAGGCAAAGUAGUGCACCGGGGCCCCUGUUUUGAUAGCGGAACAUAGACAUCAGAAACCUCGUGGGCCCCUAUGCCCCUGGGGCUCCCGGUCAGUGCCAAUGCAUUAAGACAGCCCCGCUUUUAACGCCUAACCUUUCUUUACACCAAUUUUCAAAAUGUUGAUCUUAUUCUUUAGCAAAAUUGACUGUAGCUUCUUGAAAAAAAUGUUCAGAAAAGGGGGUUAAAUUGGAAAAUGAACACACGCAAUACAUACUUCGUCUGAUAGUGUCUGGAGCCCAGCCCAGCUCUCUACUGUAGUUUUUACAAUGACUGCUCUGUGCUAACUCAACGUUUAUUUCAAGUUUGCCAAAAACAGAAUAAAUAAACUACAGCUUACUUUGUAUACGUUACAUAAUGAUGACGCCCAGUCAAUUAGUGACUCUAAUUAGUACUAAUGAAGCCUGUGAAUGGAGAAAAAAAGAUUGAGAAAAGCAGAGUGAUAUGUGAGUGCAUAGGUUGGUCAUUGAAAUGAGUAGAUAGAUAGAUAGAUAGAUAGAUAGAUAGAUAGAUAGAUAGAUAGAUAGAUAGAUAGAUAGAUAGAUAGAUAGAUAGAUAGAUAGAUAGAUAGAUAGAUAGAUAGAUAGAUAGAUGUCCAGAAUAUUCCAAUACUUGAAAGAUUUAAACCCCCAGGGAAUUGAUUUAGCUCUCUUUUUUGAAAAGAGAAACUACGAGACACCCUUACUUUGAAAGGACAAUAAUAAUAAUAAUAAUAAUAAUCACAAUAAUACAUUUCCGAGGUGUCUCUAAAAGUCUGAAAACGGUGCUUUUCAUAGGAAACAAUGGCAAGAAAAUGAGGAGGAACUGCUACUUGCUUUUUGUUAGGAUCGAGUUCAUUAUUAAAAGUAGUGAUGCACAUGUCGCUGGCAGGGGGGACUUCUACAAGAUCGUCUGUAUUACUGCAGGUAAUCUUUGCAGGUUUAAUCGUAUUGUAUGAAAAAGGAACAACGUCUUAAGACGUUCGCUGUGUCCAGUAUCGUUUAGUUCCACGCAGUGCUAUGGAACAAUGCACGGUACUCUAAUAACGAACUUAAUGCCAAAGUCCUAAUUUCACACACUCAUCUUCUGGUCCCUCAUCUUAGUUUGUGUUUUCUUAUAAAGAGAAAGGACAGGAGUUAAGGAUGCAAUCAUUAGAAGAAAAAAAAGUAACACAUAGAGAGCGUCAUUUCUUGUUCGGUACAUGAAUUAGAACGUUACACAGUCUUAGACCGAGAACAGGCCAUUCAGCCCAACAAAGCUGGCCAGUUCUAUCCACGUAAUUCUUCUUAAUUAACAGUGCGACAAUGUGCGACAGUGUGGUGCUUUCGUCAGCACUUUUAUCUCAUGGAUCCUGCAUCCUGAAUAAAGAUUCCGGUCAUUGUCUGGUGGAGUCUGCCCGCCGUUUGUUACGUACAUUUCCUCCAUUUACUCUAGCUAUGUGUUUACGUUGGUAUUUAGUUAACUGCAUUCCCACACACCUUCUGACUCCCAUUUAACCAAAUUCAGGGUUGCUCCACUGGGUUCAAGGCAGGAACAAACCCUAUACAGGGCCUCAGUCCGUCGCAGGAAACACUUACUCACCAGGUCAAUACAGAAAUGCCAAUUAAUCCAUCCUGCAUGUGUUUGGGAUGGAGAACGCAGACUCGCACACACAAAGGGAGAAGGUGCAGACAAUGAGUUGAACCCAAGGUGCUUGAACUGUGAGGCAGCAUAUUAAGUUAAUUAGACAAUGUGAAGAGAGUGGCUGUGUGGGUCUUGUGACAGAGUGACGUAGGUAGGUUCAUCCUGGAUUUACUGGGAUUGACACCUGUUUCAGUAAGCACUUUUAUAAUAAAGCAAACUUCUUAAAACGUAACAAUUCAAGAGAGUUUGCUGCUAAAUCCUCCAUUUCCUAUUUUCUAAUGACAAAAUCUUAGUAAUGAAUAUAUGUGACCUUCCAGGACCAAAACUUUAAUUCAUUCACGCUUACGACAGCUGGAUGCUCAUGUUUAAUCCCUAAAGAAUUUUUUUUUUUAUUUAAGCGUUUUUGAAAUAUUAUUAUAAUAAAACACCUUGGCAACUCAUUUUUCCCUAUUCUUUAAGCACAGUGACUGCCCAUGAAUGCUGCUUGUAACGUUAUCUGUCACAUUGUUUGUAAGAUGACGACAUCUCACUGUAGUCAGACUGACAUUGAAAGGCAUGCGCUUCCCAAGGUGUAGUGCUGAUUCACUCGGCCUCCUGCAAGCAUACGGAGGGACUUGAGAGGACUAGCUGGUACAAAUGGACGACACAAUGUAUAUACUGAAGCAAAAAACCCGACUUAACAGUACUAGAUGCACUUUUCUAUUAUCUUAUAAUUAAACUUAGAUGUAUAGUUUCUUUUUAAUGAACAGAGAUUUAUUUUUUUUUAAUGAUUAGUGUUUGACUAAUAAUACAUUUGAUUUUCCAAGUACUGAAUACCUGUUACAGGCUAGUUUUAAUAUUUAUGCGACUAGUGACAUCAAAGGCAUUAAAUGUGGUCUAAAAUGAAAAAAGGCAAAAUCGCACCUGCCUGGAAAAAGUCACAGGAUAAGCUUGAUCAUAAGAGCCUCCUCUAAAAUUAAUGUAAUUGAUGCUGCUUCUCAUUAACUGGAAUAAAUACAAGCAAAAAUACUUUUUAUAUUAAAGUUUCUGUAAAUAAAGAAUACCACUAGCUGGCUUCUAUUGCUUGAAACAUUUAUAUAUUAUGCAAUUAUUUGCCAUUUACAAAUUGCUGCCUUUUCAUGCUGUUAAAAACUGCAUUUUAGUCUAACGGUUACAAUUUUGUUAUUGCUUUACAAGAUGUGUUUUAAAUACAUUUUGAAUAUACAUU
This is a messenger RNA of Polypterus senegalus (gray bichir), 4994 nucleotides long. Its product is annotated as ATP-sensitive inward rectifier potassium channel 10-like. The coding region runs from base 661 to 1968 and encodes 435 amino acids. The transcript has 5 exons. Gene Ontology annotation, molecular function: inward rectifier potassium channel activity. Gene Ontology annotation, biological process: regulation of monoatomic ion transmembrane transport; potassium ion import across plasma membrane. The record is from RefSeq and is a predicted model, not a curated record. NCBI's taxonomy places the organism in Eukaryota, Metazoa, Chordata, Cladistia, Polypteriformes, Polypteridae. Gene Ontology annotation, cellular component: plasma membrane.